GAGAGAGAGAGAGAGAGAGUGGGACGUACGACGAAGUAAUUGCAUUUCCGGUUUUUCCUAAGCGAACGCGUAAUACAACACGCACACACAAGCACCAACACAAAAGAAUCAGCAACAAAAGAUAGAAAAGUUGUCUAUUUUCUCAAGUUAUUUCUCUAUCAGAAAAAACGAGUGCGCGGUACAACGGAAGUGAAGAGAUCGGAACACGGGAGAGUAACGAGAGAACGGGAGAAAGGAAGAUCGCGAGAGAGAGAGAGAGAGAGAGAGAGAGAGAGAGAAAGAGAGAAGCGAGAUAUCACGAAGAAGAGCGUGCGUCGGCUGUUUACGGAAGACGGGAUAAUCGCAUUUUAAGUUCUCUCUAUACUGUGUGACCCUUACAUUAUUUUGUCCCCCCGAUGGGGACGGGUUCAGUGUUGUAACUUAGGAUAUAAGAAAACUACACACAAAAAGUUCCGGAGCGUUCAACAAAAAGAGAGAGCAACGAGAGACUGGAAUUUCGAACGAGAGAAGAAGAGGAGGAAGAAGUGUCAAUUGUGACAUACGUGACAACGCGUUCACGGUAAAAAAGAACGUUUGGAAAAAACAAGGGGAAGAGAAAAUCGCGAGAAGCUGUCAUCAGAAGAGAACGAAGGGAACGACGAAGGAAAAUUUAAGGACGUUCAAGAAGAAGGCUGGCUCCGGACCGCGUGAUGUAGAAAAAAAAUCAAUGGAGCUCCAAUUUUUUAUACUAGCAAAAGAAUCUAAGAAAAAAGCGUGAAAGAGUGAGAGCGAGGGCAAAAAAAAAAAAAGAGAAAAUCGGAAAAGUCAAGGUACACGAAAAAAAAGAAGUGAGACGGAAAUCGAUUCUGUUUCGUGUUUCCGCGUGCACCUCCACGUGUGUGUCCUUCGGCGCGACAAAACUGCGAGAAGCUCAAUCGCGAGAGAUCUCUCUCUUGCUUCGAGAGAGUGAGCGAAAGGAGAUUUAACGGAAGAAUCGAGACACGACGCGCUCGCGACAACCGUCGAUCGAUAUCCGUUCUCCGAAUAUAAUAAUAAUCCAGCUCGUGUGCGCGCUCCUCUGGGGGAUAUGUCCUGCCGUUCUAAAGAGAGUCGUCGUCAUCCGGGAGCGCAACCUUCACGAGGACAACAUCAAUCCGAGCGCCGUCCCUGCGUUCUGGAAGCCACGAUCGGCAAGCUGUCCUGACGAAAACAGGACUGUGUUCUCAACUCGUGCCGCUCGAAGCAGCGCGAUCAUCAGCGUAUAACCGUCAUAUCAGACACGCGAUCGUCGUCACCGAACCAGGCGGCGACUCCACCAAGAAAAAGGAUCCAUUCAGAGAUGCCCAGCAGGGCCCAGCUACGCUCGCGUCUCGCCUAUGCUCAAGGACGAUGACGAUCGGCCACGGCGAUCGGUAAGAUCCAAGCAGCGCGAGUACGCGCCAGCAUCACGGAGAUGGCGGGUUACAAUCACUCGAACCCACAGCGUGUCGUCUACCACGCGACUUACCCGACGCCCCUUGCCCCAAACGGCGACCCGAUAAAGCUUCCCGAAAAUCUGGAAACCUUGCCGCGAGCUGAACACUUUCCAACUCAGAGGCAUCGAUGGAACACCAACGAGGAAAUCGCCGCUAUUUUAAUCAGUUUUCAGAGGCACGCCGAAUGGCAAAGUCGGGAGGUAAAAGUACGACCACGAAGUGGUUCGAUGUUACUGUACUCGAGGAAGAAAGUACGCUACCGACGGGACGGUUAUUGCUGGAAAAAGAGAAAAGAUGGGAAGACUACACGGGAAGAUCAUAUGAAACUGAAGGUCCAGGGAGUCGAGUGCAUCUACGGCUGUUACGUGCACUCGGCGAUCNUUCCGACGUUUCAUCGCCGGUGUUACUGGCUACUGCAGAAUCCGGAUGUUGUUCUCGUCCAUUACUUGAACGUUCCUUAUCCGGACGGUGAUGCGAAGCUGGCGGCUUUGCCACCUUGUCUCGCACUGCCGCCAGACAAGAAAGAGUGGACGCGAGACGAGCUGGCGUCGCAAUUAAGGCCCAUGUUCCUCGGUGGAGAUGACAAUCCUCAUCUUACACAGAAUCAUUCUGUCGACAUGAUAGUCUCUCAACUGCUCGACAGACAGAGGGCAUUUUCCACCUCCUCCACCAGCAACACGCAACUUGCACCUAGGAGACUUACGCCCGACAAUCAGGUAUCUUCAACAACGGGAGGUCAGCAACCGUCGACGACAGCGGCUCCGGCUCCCCGCGUAUACUCAAGACAUUCCCAUUCCGCUCAGAGUCAACAGCCGGCUCCUCUAGUUUUAAGUUUACAACAAAUCCAAGGCGGUGGUGGUCUUCUGAUACUCAACAGUCAAUCAUAUCAUCAUCAGCAGCAGCAACAGCAGCAACAGCAGCAGCCGCAGCCAUCGCAGCAGCAGCAGCAGCAGCAGCAACAGCCGCCACAACAGCAGCAGCAGAGUCAGCAGGUGGAGAUGCAACAGGUCAAACAGGAGCAGCAAAUUGUGCCACAGACAAGCGUCGACCGAGAACAGCAAACGCUCAAACAGGAAAUCGAUGCACAAGACAGCAUAGACAGAUCAGCCGUGCAGCCUCUGUCAAUUGGUGGCACUAGCUCGGAGAUGACCGAUUUUGCGGAGACGCUGGAUCUGAGUCAAGAGGAUAUUCAGAGGACACUAUCAGCCAACAUGGUGCCGCCUUCGCCGUCGCCCUCGCCGGCUGAUAACAACAUGAUCAAUCCGAUGGAUUUCAUCGAUUCGUCGGAUGAUGUGCUGGUGAAUCUGGACGCGUUCGAUGUAUUCGGCGAUUUGCCGGAGCUGCACGACUUCGAGCCCGAACAGACGAAGCACGAGGAACAGCGGGGUGGUCCCGAGAACGACGUCGGAUGUCAUCCUGGUACAACCGUCCAUAUUGCAGAGUAUAGUCCUGAGUGGAGUUACACCGAAGGUGGUGUAAAGGUAUUAGUUGCUGGUCCUUGGACUGGCGGUAGUGGUUCUCAAUCAUACUCGGUGCUUUUCGACACGGAACCGGUUGAGGCAUGCCUCGUGCAACCAGGUGUAUUGCGUUGUCGAUGUCCCGCGCACGCGCCAGGAAUAGCGUCCCUUCAGGUGGCCUGCGACGGUUUUGUCGUGUCCGAUAGCGUUGCCUUCGAAUAUCGUAGAGCGCCGACGAGCNAACCUAGCCCAGAAAAAGCUUUACUAGAUCGCCUUGCGGACGUCGAAGCCCGUCUGCAGGGCCCUGGUCCGCCGUCUCCCGCAGNUCAUCUGGAAGAGCGACUGGUUGCUUAUUGCCAGGAUGCUGUUGUCCGUCCUUGGCGAGCUGGAGCGGAACCUCUUCAAUCCGGUGGGCCUACUCUCCUACACUUGGCAGCCGGAUUGGGAUACUCCAGAUUAGCCUGUGCACUCCUUCACUGNAGAGCGGAAAAUCCUAGUAGCGUUUUGGAUGCCGAAGUCGAUGCUCUUAGGCAGGAUAGCGCCGGCCUUACGCCACUUGCUUGGGCUUGCGCGGCAGGACACGCUGACACCGCCAGAAUUCUUUACAGAUGGAACGCAAUGGCGCUUCGCGUGAGAGAUUGUCAAAAUAGAACGGCAACCGAGCUGGCUGCAGAGAACGGCCAUACGGCAAUCGCCGAAGAACUGAAUCAGCUUGAAGCCCGACGGCAAGACGAAAGGCUCUUCUUGCGACCUGCCAGCCCUAGUCCUAGAAGNCCAUCUCAAGACAGCGGUCUCGAUCUGGCGUUGUGUGGCUCGCCGCUGCUGGACAACAUGGAUUUGUUGCAAGAAGAUGAGUCGUCGUUAGGCCUCAGCGAACAGGGAAUGGAGAGCGCUCCGACCCCUCAGGAGACCGUAGGGGAAGAAGACGCGAGGGUGCUGACAUUGGCAGAGCAAAUUAUAGCGGCGCUACCGGAAAGAAUCAAGAGGGCGGAGGGUGAUUCUCCCUCUUCUUCCUCGCCACCACCACCCACGGCGCCUCUGUCACCUUUGGAAGACGCUUUAAUGGAGCAAAUGCCUCUCGAUUCCGGGNAACUGUUUGACUCGUAUCGCGACUGCAGCGGCGGCGCCGCUUCCGUCUCAGACGCGGACGCUGACGCGAGUCCGUCGAGUCCUUCCAGCAGUUGCCUGACGCCGGACUCACCGUCCCCGCCGCCUACAACCGCCGACUUUUGCGAGUUUCUGCAGCUGCAGCUGCAGCUGGACGGCAACGGNAACGCUCACGGUCAGUACUAUUCUUCAAACGGUGGCGAACNNAAGUUGAACGGCAUGAUCGGUUCNGCCGCNACCGGAAACGGCGACGGCAACGGCAACGAGGCGGAUCUGAGCAGACUGACGCUGUCCGAUCGCGAACAACGAGAGCUCUAUCACGCCGCCAGGAUGAUUCAAAAGGCAUACAGAAGUUAUAAGGGUCGCCAGAGACAGNAAGAAACCGAAAGGCACGCCGCUGUUCUGAUCCAGCAGUACUAUCGCCGUCACAAACAGUACGCCUAUCACAGACAAGCUACGAAGGCGGCUCUGGUGAUUCAAAANAACUAUCGAAACUAUCGCGCGCGACCAGGCUCUACCAGCACGAGGCAGCAGGCAGUUCAUCAACAGGCGGCCCAUCAGGCCNCGCGGAAGAUCCAGCAGUUCAUGCGGCAGUCCAAGAUUAAACUGCAGAACGCCAGGGCCGUCGCAAGCGGGAACGGGAGGCUGCCAGCGGUCACUUCACGGGCGGUUGCUGUCCGCCAAAGCUCGCCCUCAUCUAGCCCAGGGGCCAGCCUAGUAGUCGUCAGCCCGGAGGUCACCUAACUGACUGUCAAUCCAACGGCGCGCAGAAUAGCGACGACAAUUCGGCAGCGAAAUAACACGGUCACGAUGAUGAAAAGAGCGCAGUGAGAUGAACAGACGACGUCUUGGAAAUCGGCGACAACGCUCUGAGAAAGUAUAUACUUCAUCUUGCGACGCGAGGUCGUUAGCGCGACAACAAUUUACACCAAGCAACAACAACAACAACUACUACUACUACUACUAAUACUACCACUACGAGAGGGUACCAGACGUCCGACACGGAUGAUACGCUUUGUUCUCUGCGUCUCUGAUUGCGUGCNCCGGUUGUUGACCCACUUGAAGUCUUAUCUCAUAGUUAUUCCACUACCUUUUGUCCCCCUCGCACUGACAAUGAGUUCACACUCGAGCACUCGCGUUUCAUCCUCGACCGCUCAUUCGUUUCGCUUCUACUUGACUUGUACUACUUACCGCAUUCUCUUAUAUGCGCUCCCGCAUCUUCCUCUUACGUGUACGAUUGUAUCGAGCAAACGAGCAUUGAUUGAAAAACANAUGAAUCCUAUCAAGUAGGUUUUUGCUAGAAAGUUCGUGCGAGAUCGAUCGACUCNAAGCAUGCUUGUAGAAUAACACGAUUUUUCUUUCCGCUUAAUAUGUAAAAUAUAUCUAUGGUGUGUCCGUAUAUUUCUUCAAAAAUAUAUAGGAGAAANCGCUAAAGGAUCAGCUUUAUCCGGUUAUUUAACGUUGAUUCUCUCUGCUGCAUCGCGGCAACAUCGAGCGCCGAUGAACCGUUUUCCAUUAAUAUUUUAGUAAAUUNCCGUGUGCAUCGAGCUGAAUCGCACAAAACAAAAAAAUCGUUGUCCGCUUUCGUAGGUUUCAGAGAUAGUUCGCGAGGUUUGCUGAUGAAUUCUACCGAUCUGUAAAUGUUUUUUCAGAUGAAAUAUUUCUUNGAUAAGAGGCUCUUCGUAGAUACAUAGAGAUACAUAGUUCUUCUUUUAAUGACACUUAGUGAACUCUAAAAAGAUUUUUCGGGGCGAGAANAAAUGCGUUUAAAAAACUGAUUGUACAAACUUUACAAUGCUUACAGUACGGAAAGCGAACGAAUUAAAUGUCGCGCUUUNCUCAAUCUUUCUGCGUAUUGCAAACAAUUCAUAUUUACAAUUAAUAUUCGAAAAAUAAGAAAACAAUCGGUUGAAGUUAAUCUCUGCCUGAAGAAAAAUCUCGUCAGAUUUGGUGUCAUCAGUAUUAUAUUGCUCACAUCGACGUAGUUUUACCGUUUCCUAUGCGCGAAGAAAUAUUCAUGUAUACAGAUUGUUGCAUCUAUUUUUCCGACGUGGCGGCGGCGUCUAUUAAUCAUUACACACACGUGUGUGUGUGUGUAUAAAUUUACUUGUGCACAGAAAGCAUCUAAUAAUUUUUCUAUUCUUCUUCACAUCUAUGUUUUAUCAAUUGUCGCUUCUGAGUUUUACUCUAAAAACUGUUUUAAAUGAAACUGCUGCUAGGAUCAUAUUGACGAAGAAUGAUCCUUCGGCAGAAAAAGAAGGAGAAGAGUCUUUCUCGAUAAGAGAAAAAAACUUUGAAUUUUCACGCGUGAAUUCUUACAUCCGAGUUCGAUGUUUUUUGCGAGUUUGUUUGUUUGUUUGUUUUUUACUUUGAUUCGCGUGUUAGUCCACGAAGCUCACGCUGACGUUAAUGGACGAUCAGUUAAUGAAUUUUAUGAGCGAAGGUGAGAAAUCUAUUCUAAAACAAAAGUGUUGGUGAUUUAUAACAUUUUAACGGCAGACAAGCCAAGACUCGAAAAUACAGAAUUAAAAAUGGUCGAAUAUUCGUCACGAAUUGUGACAACCAAGGUCGUUGAUGCUUCACGAGAUUAGGUUUNUGAAUUUCGAUCGCUAUUAUGAUCGGUAUUAUUGUGUGCGUCCAUUUUUUUAUAUUUCUACCAAAGACGUAGUAGUUUAAAUUUAANUGAUUCACGAAGCUGGACACAUGCAUUCCUAUGGCUCAGCAUGACCGUGAUAGCGUGUUAACGUCGAGAAUCCAUUUGUACAUAUAGUAGAUGCGGAAGUACUGACGUUUAUUAA
This is a messenger RNA of Pseudomyrmex gracilis, 6816 nucleotides long. RefSeq names its product calmodulin-binding transcription activator 2 (gene Camta). NCBI's taxonomy places the organism in Eukaryota, Metazoa, Arthropoda, Insecta, Hymenoptera, Formicidae. Gene Ontology annotation, molecular function: double-stranded DNA binding; protein binding; transcription coregulator activity. Gene Ontology annotation, cellular component: nucleus. The record is from RefSeq and is a predicted model, not a curated record. Gene Ontology annotation, biological process: regulation of transcription by RNA polymerase II. The transcript has 13 exons. The coding region runs from base 1433 to 4762 and encodes 1109 amino acids.